AUGAAGGCACGAUUAUUGACUCGAAAAUGGCCCUGGCUUUCCAAACACAAGAAAGACAAGCCAACCAAAGCUGAUAACUUUCGGAAUAUAGAAGAACAAAAUGGCCUAAAGCUGCUUUAUGAUGCACCCGACGCUCAGAUGGACAUUAUCGCCGUCCACGGCUUGAACGGACACCGCGAGAGAUCUUGGACUGCUUCCAAUACUACCAAUUGGCUUCAGAGCCUUCUACCGACCGAUAUACCGCAUGCAAGGGUCCACACGUGGGGAUAUGACACGCCCAGCAACAACACGGCCCCCCAGACAUCGGUUUUUCAGCAUGCCUCGAAGAACUUGGUGCAUGAUGUUCAGAGAAUGAGAGAGGAUACUGCCACACAUGCUCUGCCUAUCAUCUUCAUCGCACAUAGUCAAGGCGGAACAGUGGUCAAAAGCGCGCUACUAUACUCUGAUAUAGAGCGAAAAAAGAGCGAAAGUACGUCGAUCGACGAUCGACAUAGUGUAUGCCUUGCGACGCGUGGAGUUAUUUUCAUUGGGACGCCCGAGCUGGACUCGAGGCUCAACGGACUGAGAGCUUACCUUUCUUCCCUCGGGGAAUCUGGUCAAGAUGAACCAGCAGAUUUGAAAGAAGCACGAUGGAUAGUGUCAGUUUUGGAAUCGUACGCAGCCAUUGCGGACAGAUUUAUUACUAUCUUUGUCUAUGAGUGUCUUGAUCAGAAAGAGCACCACGACACAUGGACUCAGACUGUAUCUGAAUCGCACCGCCUCUCCCCGCAUAUCCUGAUAAACAGCGACCACGGAAAUAUGAUUAAAUUUGGGUCACGGACGGAUCCAGGACCUUCAAUCAUCAAACUCACUCUUAAAGCAUACAUCGAUACCAUCUUCCACUCCUUUCAUUAA
Messenger RNA from Penicillium argentinense, 894 nucleotides. RefSeq names its product esterase/lipase family protein. The transcript is spliced from 7 exons. The record is from RefSeq and is a predicted model, not a curated record. Lineage: Eukaryota; Fungi; Ascomycota; Eurotiomycetes; Eurotiales; Aspergillaceae. Bases 1 to 894 code for a protein of 297 amino acids.